Sycon ciliatum is the source of this 4687-nucleotide messenger RNA. Its product is annotated as phosphatidylinositol 3-kinase catalytic subunit type 3-like. Gene Ontology annotation, biological process: phosphatidylinositol-mediated signaling; autophagosome assembly; phosphatidylinositol-3-phosphate biosynthetic process. The coding region runs from base 295 to 3045 and encodes 916 amino acids. The record is from RefSeq and is a predicted model, not a curated record. Gene Ontology annotation, cellular component: phagophore assembly site; membrane; phosphatidylinositol 3-kinase complex, class III, type II. The transcript is spliced from 28 exons. NCBI's taxonomy places the organism in Eukaryota, Metazoa, Porifera, Calcarea, Leucosolenida, Sycettidae. Gene Ontology annotation, molecular function: 1-phosphatidylinositol-3-kinase activity.
UUCGUGACCAAUGAAUUUUUGUUGUUGCAUGUUUGCUUUCAGACAGUUUUUGAACGGCUCUUAUCUCUUGUGAGGGACAUGAGCUCUCUCCUAUGGCAAUGGUCUCAUGCACACGGGUGUCCUCAGCGGCUUAGGUGAUAUUAUGUUAGCAGUGUUUCAGUUGGUGACGGUGGAAAAUAAGUUCUGAGUAUCAACGCCAGCGCGAGCGACGCCUGUCAUUUCCUCAUCUCCACCGAGCACCCACAACCUCUCCUAUUUUCUAAUAGCUCAUCUACUUGUGGCACUGGUUCAGUCAUGGCUUCAGCCAGCAUACAUCCGUCCGUUAGCAUGGAAUCGCAGGAGAAGUAUCACUUCAUGUACAGUCAUUUGGUGGAUGACUUUGUUCGGGUGAAGAUUGGCAGCCUUCAAGGCAAGCGGCGUGAGCAGUCAUUCACAAAUUUGGUAGGAGACGACGUACUAUUGUUCAGCCGGCAAAAUGACAACGAAUGUCCGGACUACUACGUGACUGUGCAGAUCUUUGCCGACAAGCGUGCACUGGCGCUGCCCACCUAUACCUCCUACAAGGCCUUCUCAACGCGAUGGAACUGGAACGAAUGGUUGACACUACCUGUCCGCUACUCAGACCUGCCGCCCACGUCUAUUCUGGCCUUCACAAUAUGGGAUACUGUUGGACCGUCAAAAGUCGUAGCAGUUGGCAGUACAUCGAUCAGCAUGUUCAACAAACACCGUGUGCUUCGCAAGGGAACAGAGGACCUGAUUGUGUGGCCAGAUGUUGCAGUCACGACUGACAAUGUGGACAAGCUCUCCGGCUCUAUCAAGGCAACCAAGGGCAAACUAGCUGAGCUCACCAAGCUCAUGAAGCAGCACCGGAAAAAGCAAAUGCCGCGUGUGGACUGGCUGGAUCGCUUGGCUUUCCGAGAGCUGCAGCAGCAGAUUGAGAAGGAGAAGAAAGACUCGAAGGAGAUGUUCCUUCAGAUUGAGUUUCCGAUCUUCGACUGCCAAGACCCUGGCUUUGAAAACUUAGAGUAUGAUGUUGUCUACUUUGAGAAGGGUGGUGACGAAGUGGAGAGGACACGUAUCAAAGCGGACUUGGUGCGAGUGGUUGACCCUGAUAUUGACACGGAGAACUUGGUGGCUAGCAAGUACCACAAGCUGACUCACAGUGUGCGCUAUGGUGCCCUGAUCAAGGAUCUCAACCCCGACCCAGGUACCCGUGACGAGCUGCGUCAGAUCAUCAAGAAGCCAUCGUGCAUGAAGCUCACCCAGACUGAGCAGAGUCUGGUCUGGAAGUACCGCUACUUCCUCAGCACCGAUUCAAAGGCCUUGCCGAAGUUCCUGCGCUAUAUCGACUUCAGCAACACCCCAGAAGUUAAUAUGGCACUGGAGCUGAUGGAGGAGUGGGACCCAGUGGGUGUGGAAGGAGCACUGGAUCUGCUUGCUGCCAAGUUCCCCAACGCCGACAUUCACCGCUACGCCGUGUCCAAGCUGAGCUUGGCUACAGAUGAUGAACUUAUGCUGUACUUGUUGCAACUAGUCCAGGCAUUGCGUUUUGACAAGCAGGACGACCUGACGGCCAAGAGUGUGAUCAUGACAACUUACUUUGCCAACAACAAUGACAGUGACGAGAAGAUGCCCAAUGCUCCGCUGCCGCUAGAAAGCCAGGGAGACACCAUGAUUGACCCACUUGGAGGUCUUCCCAUCUCUGACAAGAACUCCAGCCAAACCACUGCCAUGAACAACGAGUUCUUCGAUGAUCCACUGGGCGUGCAUACGAUGACCAAGGCGAACAAGUCUGGCGUUGGCUCCAAGGACACGAAAGAUAAGCAUCUGUCCCUGGCAUCUCUGCUGAUUACCCGGGCCACCAACAACUUCAUGCUAGCUAACUUUCUCUUCUGGUACUUGUGUGUUGAAGACCAAGACUGCAAGUCAACUGCUAAUCCCUUUGGACCGGUGCUAAGAAGCUUUUCAUCAAUCAUGCAGAUGGAGUAUCCAGAGCGGUUUCUUCUAAUCCGGCGUCAGCAACAAAUCAUCACCAAACUAGUAUCAGUCAACAAGCAACUCGUCGGUCGAGACUCAAGGCCCAAGAAGAUUGAGAGGCUACGCAGCCUUCUCACCGCAUCGCACUUUGAAAGCUUUGAACCGUUCCCGAUUAUGCUGGACCCAAACGUUCUGGUCAAGUCUGUUGUCGCUUCUGAAGGUCAUUUGUUCAAGAGUGCACUGAUGCCCUCGCGGAUCACUUUCCUCACCACCAAGGACGAGCACUAUGUGACCAUCUUCAAGAGCGGCGACGAUCUCAGACAAGAUCAGCUUAUACUGCAGAUGAUCACUCUCAUGGACAAGCUGUUGCAAAGAGACAUGAUUGAUUUAAAGCUGACCCCAUACCUCUGUAUAGCCACCAGCCCCAAUCAAGGUUUUGUCCAGUUCAUUGAUUCUGAACCCGUGGCUCAGGUCCUGGCCACGCACAGCAGCAUUCAGGCUUACUUCAAGAGCGUGGCACCGUGUGAAGUGUCAGCAUCCAACCCACUAGGUAUACAGCCGGAUGUCAUGGAGACGUACGUGCGGAGCUGCGCCGGCUACUGUGUGAUCACGUACCUGCUGGGCAUUGGUGAUCGGCAUCUCGACAACCUGCUGCUCACUCCGUCUGGUCAUAUGUUCCACAUUGAUUUUGGCUUCAUUCUGGGCCGUGAUCCUAAGCCGUUUCCACCGCCGAUGAAGCUGAAUAAGGAGAUGGUGGAGGGCAUGGGUGGACAUGGCAGUGCAGAGUACCACAGGUUCCGUCGCCACUGCUACCAAGCCUUCCUCACACUGCGCCGAGAGGCCAACUUAAUCUUGAACCUGUGGGAAGUGAUGACGGAAGCAAACAUUGCCGACAUUGCCCAAGAGCCAGACAAGACUGUGCAGAAGGUACAAGACAAGUUCUGUCUGGACAUGAGCGAGGAGGAAGCCGUCAAGUUCUUCCAGCAGCUGAUCGACGACAGUGUCAGCGCACUGUUUGCAGUCAUGGUCGAGCAGAUCCACAAGUGGGCACAGAUUCUAAGGAAAUAGGCGACCGCGGUGUCUUCUAUGCUGUCCUGCUGGUGCGUACUCUGUUGGGUUUUGUUUGUGGAGCGGUGGUAUUGUGUCGAUCCAAGGCGUACUGUUUUUCUGUCAGUUUGUGUUUUGGUGUUGUUGUUGGUGUUGAUGUGGCUAUUGACUACGUUCCCCGCCGUGUGCUCUGUCUUGAAGUCUCUGCCUGUGGACGUGGCUGUCAUCGUCUUGUUGUCACGUACUCUCCACGUGCCGUGCUCCGCACGUCUCUCUGUGUGCUAUGCCACACGCCUCUCCGCGUGCCCGGCUCCACUCAGCUCUCUGCGUGCUGUCCACUGUGUGCUAUACCACACGCCUCUCUCUCCGUGCGUAUGGUGGUGAUUGCAGCGACAGCGGCGGCGUGGCGGUGACCACUGUCUUGCUCUCUCUCUCUCAGUGCCGUGCUGGCGUGUGUAGUGAUUAUGACCACUGGCCGCCAUGGUCGCAAUGCCGCCACUGCUGACGGGUGUGCCAUGGCAGUGUGUUGAGUGAUCAUGCGCUGUUGCUUGUUGCCAUGACAUCCGUGGUUGCUUGUCGCCAUGACAUCCGUUGCUAGUCUAAUUAAUAGUGUCCUCACAACCGUGUGCAGCAACUAGUCUGUGUCACACACCAGUGCAGGGUAGACUUGGUGUGCGUGUUGGCUUCUGUCACCGAUAGGAGUUAUUCACUUUGCCUCGAAAGGAGUACGGAAGAGACUUGGACUCUGGCAAAAAAAAAUGUACAAAGCUGUUGUAAAUAUCUCGUGUAAAUGAUUUACUUUCCGACUCUGACAAGGUGCUUGUGAUGUCCGGUCGGAUACGGUAGUUCUAUUAAAUAUAAUUUUCAUCUUAUUCACAGUUUACUCUACUACACUCCCCCUGCUUGUGCUAUUCUGAAUGCCUGCCGCGGGCACAGAUGCAAUGUCUACGUCUGCCUUUCGCCUCUGCACGCUGUAAGUACUGCGCUUCUCCUCUCUCUCUCUUUCUCUCUCUCUAUCUCUCUCUCUAUCUCUCUCUCUCUCUCUCCCUCUCUCUUCCUCUCUCUCUCUCUCUCUCUCUCUCUCUCUCUCUCUCUCUCUCUCUCUCUCUCUCUCUCUCCCUCUCUCUUCCUCUCUCUCUCUCUCUCUCUCUCUCUCUCUCUCUCUCUCUCUCUCUCUCUCUCUCUCUCUCUCUCUCUCUCUCUCUCUCUCUCUCUCUCUCUCUCUCUCUCUCUUCCUCUCUCCCUCAAAAACACAUAUUACAUGUACAUACAGACACACUUUCUGGACUUUCUGGAUUGCUUCAUAGCAAUCCGUAGGUGCUGGAUAUAUUGUGCUACUCCACCCUGCUGGUCCACCCUGCUGGUCCAUGUGAAUACACCUAACCAUUCUGCCUGUACAUUCGGAAUUACGCUCUAUUGUUUGUUUCUCGGUUGUCUUUGUUCGCUGCAAUUGUUUUUACGAGCUGCCCCCUCCCCAUAUAUUCUCUUAUCCUAUACAACUUCACAGCAUUUCCGUUUCUGGCAAAAUUUGGACACCUGCAUUGCUGAUCCUCCCCAGUGCUCGCAUCUAUUAUGUUGUGCAGCAGGGCUUUUUUUCUUUUCUUUUUUUUUUUACGAACUUACCGGUAUAAGAUUUAAUAACAGUCAGUCAAGUGUCGAUCGA